UCCGUUUUUAUCCUGCACCAGAUCGGAAUUCAGUCACGCUCACGCCUCGUCGUCCCCGACCGUCGGCUCGUCCGGCUCCGGCCCCUCACCUGCCGCAGCGGCUCCGCAGUCCGUACGAGAUGGGGAGCACCUCCUCCAUGCUCACCCAGUACGACAUCGAGGAGGUCCAGGACCACUGCAACCACGCCUUCUCGCAGCAGGAGAUCGUGUCUCUGUAUCACCGCUUCUGCCAGCUCGACCGCAACGGCGGGGGCUUCGUCUCCGCCGAGGAGUUCAUGACUGUCCCCGAGUUCGCCGUCAACCCCAUCUCCCAGAGGCUAUUGAGGAUGCUCGACGGGCUGAACUUCAAGGAGUUUGUGGCGUUUUUGUCUGCGUUUAGCCCCCGCACGAGCCUGCAGCAAAAGAUUGAAUUUAUUUUCAGGGUUUAUGAUACCGACUGUAAUGGGAAGGUUGCAUUUGAUGACAUCUUGAGCAUCUUGCGAGACAUGACGGGUUCGUUUAUGACAGAGCAACAGAGACAGAAAGUUUUGAUACAUGUGUUAGAAGAAGCUGGCUAUACAAAAGAUUCACAUUUCACUCUACCAGACUUUAUGAAGAUUCUUGGCAAUUCUGAUCUCAAGAUGGAGGUUGAAGUUCCCAUUGACUAAUAAGUACUUGCAUCAUCGUGCUGUUUCUCAGAGUGUAUGUUCACUUUUCUUAGCUUGAACGGAUGGGUUAUUUAGAUCCUUGUACUUCUAAUCAUGAUCGAAGUUGUAAUCAAGGAAACAUAUGUAUUUGCUAUUUGGAGGUUAAGUGGACUCCUACCUA
Messenger RNA from Phragmites australis (common reed), 807 nucleotides. RefSeq lists its product as uncharacterized. Bases 120 to 647 code for a protein of 175 amino acids. NCBI's taxonomy places the organism in Eukaryota, Viridiplantae, Streptophyta, Magnoliopsida, Poales, Poaceae. The transcript has 6 exons. The record is from RefSeq and is a predicted model, not a curated record. Gene Ontology annotation, molecular function: calcium ion binding.